UUAACGGUCAACGCAAAUUGUACUGUUUUGGGGGCGAAGCUCUUAGCUCUGUCCUCUUCACUCUGUGGAAGUCCGGAUCCCGAAACCCUAGCUCCGCCGAGGGAAAAUGGAAAGUCUCCGCGCCAUUGUCUUUGUCACUUUGAUCUCUCUGCUAUGCCCGAUCUUAACCAGGUCUUUCUCGCCUGAUAAUCCGACGGAUCGCCGCAUUCUUGUACUGCUCGACGACUCGUCCCUCAAGUCAUCACACUCCCUCUUCUUUAACUCUCUGCAAUCUCGCGGUUUCGCGCUGGAAUUCAAGCUCGCCGAUGAUCCCACCAUCAGUGUCCAGCGAUAUGGACAGUACUUGUACGAUGGGAUCAUUCUAUUCUCGCCGUCAGCUGAGAGAUUUGGAGGGGCAUUGGAUUUGGCUGCUGUGAUGGACUUCGUUGACUCAGGUCGUGACUUGAUUGUGGCUGCCGAUGCUAAUGCAUCUGAUUUGAUCCGAAACAUUGCUGCAGAGUGCGGUGUCGAUUUUGAUGAGGAUCCGUCUGCUGUGGUUAUUGAUCAUUCUAGCUAUGCUGUCUCUGAAACUGAGGGAGAUCAUACACUGAUUGCAUCUGACAGUUUUAUUGAAUCCAAUGUUGUCUUAGGAAGCAGAAAGAUUGAGGCUCCUGUACUCUUCAAAGGGAUUGGCCAUUCGUUAAAUCCUGAAAAUAGCCUGGUCUUUAAAGUUCUUUCAGCUUCUCCUUCAGCAUAUUCUGCUAACCCAAAGUCUGAGUUGUCAAAGCCUCCAUCUCUUACGGGAUCUUCUAUCUCACUGGUUUCAGUUAUGCAGGCUAGAAAUAAUGCACGCAUUUUGGUCUCUGGCUCUUUAGCAAUGUUCAGUAAUAGAUUUUACAGAUCAAGAGUGCUGAAAGCUGAUAGCUCAACUAAAUAUGAGAAAUGUGGCAAUGAACAGUUUGUUACUGAACUCAGUAAAUGGAUCUUCCAUGAAAGGGGCCAUUUGAAGGCCAUCAAUCUCAAGCACCACAAAAUUGGUGAAAACGAAGAGCCUGCAAUGUAUAGGAUCAAAGAUGACCUGGAAUUUUCUGUUGAAAUUUAUGAAUGGUCUGGAACUAGCUGGGAACCAUAUGUCACUGAUGAUGUUCAGUUGCAGUUCUACAUGAUGAGCCCCUAUGUCUUGAAAAAUUUGGCUACUGAUCAGAAGGGACUCUAUCAUACUUCAUUCAAGGUACCGGAUGUUUAUGGGGUUUUCCAGUUUAAAAUUGAGUACCAGAAGCUUGGAUACACCAGCUUAUCACUUUCAAAACAGAUUCCAGUACGACCAUUCAGACACAAUGAGUAUGAAAGAUUUAUAACCACGGCUUUCCCCUACUACGGUGCUUCAUUCUCCACUAUGGCUGGAUUCUUCAUAUUUAGCAUCGUAUACCUUUACCACAAGUAGAGACCUUUUGGAGAUGUAGUUACUUCCCGGACUUAGUAAUCUAAUACUUUCUAAGCACUACCCCUGUACGCUCUCUCUCUCUCUCUCAAUUAUUCUACUAGAAUUUGUGUUACUGAUCCAUUAAGCAAGGGAUUUUUGCAUCUUCCCAUUUUGUUUGCACUCAGGUUAUGUAUAACUGGAUUUUUCAAAUGCUGUGACAUUAAAUAGAAUGCGUUAUAGUCUUAU
This is a messenger RNA of Ipomoea nil (Japanese morning glory), 1648 nucleotides long. RefSeq names its product dolichyl-diphosphooligosaccharide--protein glycosyltransferase 48 kDa subunit-like. The record is from RefSeq and is a predicted model, not a curated record. Gene Ontology annotation, cellular component: endoplasmic reticulum membrane; oligosaccharyltransferase complex. NCBI's taxonomy places the organism in Eukaryota, Viridiplantae, Streptophyta, Magnoliopsida, Solanales, Convolvulaceae. The transcript has 13 exons. The coding region runs from base 107 to 1423 and encodes 438 amino acids.